AUGGCCUUCCCCGAAUGGAAAUUCAUGGCAUUGGGCGGUCUUGGUGACGUGGUCUAUGGUGUCGUGUACCGUGUAAACGGUCUGCUUAUCGGUGUUUCCAUCAAGCUAUAUUUCGAGACGAACAAGACGAAGAGCGAGAUGUUGCACGACAUGCGCUACUUUUCGAUGUACCUGGAAAACUCUUCCGGUGCUCUCAUAUCCCGUCUGGCCAGCGAUUCCGCUGUCUUGCACUCUAUGACAUCCGAAAACCUCAGUCGUGUGGUAGUGGGCGUGGCAACGACAGUCAUUAUUCUUGCGCUCUCGUUCAUCUACAGCUGGCCGAUGACACUUGUCAUGACGGUCAUUGUGCCGCUGCUGGUGGGCUGCAACUUCAUGCAUAUCAAGAACAUGCGGGGACAGGUGAACGCCAAGACGAGUAACAGCGCCGAUGCUGCUGCAGGCUCCUUGCUAUCUGAAGCCAUCGACGCGAUCCGCACAGUAGCCUCUUUCGGCAUGGGGCAGUUGCUGACUGCCAAGUACUGGAUGGCUCAAACGAGCAGGACAAGCGAGCAGGUGUCUCGGGAGGCACCGCCUUUGGGAACGGUCAACUUCUACGAUCUCUUUACGAUCAUCACGGUCUUCAUGACAGUGGGUGCAAGUGGCAGCUGCAAGAGUACGGCAAUCGCACUUUUGAAGCGGUUCUACGAUCCGUCGUCGGGCAUGGUGACGCUGGACGGGCACGACGUGCGUAGUCAGAGUGUGCCGUGGCUGCGAGACCGCAUCUCGCUGGUGAGCCAGGAGCCGGUACUGCUCUCAGGGACGAUUGCGGAGAACGUCGCUCUGGGCAAACCGAGUGCGAGCCGUGCAGAAGUAGCGACUGCGGCCAAGAGCGCUAACGCUUUCGACUUUAUCUCGAACUUCCAGUUGGCGCUCGACACGGAGAUCAGCCGAUUCGGCAACAAAACGACUGGCGACCGUGGCGCACAGGUAUCUGACGGUAAGAAGCAACGUACCGCCAUUGCACGCGCCAUUCUGCUCGACCCGGAUGUGUUGCUGCUGGACGAGGCGACGAGUGCAUUGGACAGCGAGAGUUAG
This is a messenger RNA of Phytophthora infestans T30-4, 1074 nucleotides long. RefSeq names its product ATP-binding Cassette (ABC) Superfamily. NCBI's taxonomy places the organism in Eukaryota, Oomycota, Peronosporomycetes, Peronosporales, Peronosporaceae. The transcript is spliced from 6 exons. Gene Ontology annotation, cellular component: membrane. The record is from RefSeq and is a predicted model, not a curated record. Gene Ontology annotation, molecular function: ATP hydrolysis activity; ATP binding; ABC-type transporter activity. The coding region runs from base 1 to 1074 and encodes 357 amino acids. Gene Ontology annotation, biological process: transmembrane transport.